Molecule: messenger RNA, 1713 nt
Organism: Hypomesus transpacificus
Lineage: Eukaryota; Metazoa; Chordata; Actinopteri; Osmeriformes; Osmeridae
Product: claudin-3-like
Exons: 2
Coding region: 72-1316 (414 amino acids)
Biological process (GO): bicellular tight junction assembly; cell adhesion
Cellular component (GO): plasma membrane; bicellular tight junction
Molecular function (GO): structural molecule activity
Source: RefSeq, a predicted model, not a curated record
GUCUCAUUCAUCUUUUGACUUUGGGACGAGAACCUUCGGAGCUAAGUUGAAGUGUGCUUUAUCCGGACAAGAUGGCUUCUCAGGGCAUACAGAUGAUGGGCAUGAUUAUGGCGUUACUUGGAUGGCUCUUGGUCCUAGUAGUGUGUGCUCUGCCUAUGUGGAGGGUUACGGCCUUCAUUGGUGCCAAUAUCGUCACAGCUCAGAACAUCUGGGAGGGCAUGUGGAUGAACUGUGUGGUCCAGAGCACAGGACAAAUGCAGUGUAAGGUGUACGACUCCAUGCUGGCUCUACCCCAGGACCUCCAGGCUGCCCGGGCCAUGAUCAUCAUCUCCAUUAUCACGGGUAUCUUUGGUAUAUUUCUGUCUAUUGCCGGUGGGAAGUGCACCAACUGCAUUGAAGAGGAGAGCUCCAAGGCUAAGGCGUGUAUUGCGUCUGGAGUCCUUUACAUUGUGUGCGGUGUUCUCUGUCUCAUCCCCGUGUCCUGGUCAGCCAACACCAUCAUCAGGGACUUCUACAACCCCCUGCUGAUUGAGGCCCAGAGGAGGGAGCUGGGGCCUCUUGUCAUGGGGAGGAUUGGCAAGGAGGUGUCAGGCCAGGUGCUGUCCAUCAUCGGCUUUGUGGGGGUAUGUGUGACCUGCGGCAUCCCCAUGUGGAGGGUAACCACUUACAUAGGCGCCAACAUUGUGACUGGGCAGAUUAUCUGGGACGGACUGUGGAUGAAUUGCGUCAUGCAGUCCACAGGACAGAUGCAGUGCAAGAUGAACGAGUCUGUGAUGAGGCUGACACAGGACUUGCAGACCGCUCGUGCCCUGGUCAUAAUCUCAGUCUUAUUUUGCUUUAUCGGCCUGGCCGUCACCUUUAUUGGAGCCAAGUGCACCAGCUGCCUCGACAAAGACUCCUCCAAAGCUAAGGUGAUGAUCUUCGGAGGCAUCUUACUGAUAAUCGGGGGAGUCCUUGUCCUCAUUCCUGUCUGCUGGUCGGCAGCGACCACCAUAACAGACUUUUCGAACCCUCUGACAAUCGAGACCCAGAGAAGAGAACUCGGAGCCUCUAUCUACAUUGGUUGGGGUUCUGCAGCGCUUCUUUUUUUUGGAGGCAUCAUCCUCUGCACCUCCUGCCCACCUCAGCAGCCAAUGUAUGGGUACGGACCUACAUACACUCAAGCUCCUAUGUACCCUUACGCUGGGUCCAUGAUGAACCCAGGAAACUACGGCAAAGUAUACGGCCCCCCACCCACAUACUCUGGCGCACCGAGCUACAUGCCCAGCAAACAGUAUGCAGCGCCGGGACCAUACUCUGCUGGAAGGUACCUCUGAAAAACUCAAAGGAACUUUAAAAAAUGUUUGCCUUCAUGUUUUAAACAACUGUUUUGCCUGACUUUGCCUCGCAGAGUGUAACCAUUGCACCCCUUUAUUUACACAUGUACUUACAUAGUAAUUCAAGAUCAUCAUUCUCGUAGAUAUGUACUUUUAGUGUGAUUUUGGAAGAGUAAAUCUGUGUACCAUUGCUUUAAGAUUGAGAAACAAACGAUUUAGACAUAUACAUAGCUAUUGUAAAAAGUCAGUAUUUCUGGUUGAUAUUGAAUGGAAUCUAAAACAUCAACUUCUCUUUUGUAAAUACAAAUUAUAUACAUAAUAUAAAACAAUAUAUAUUGUGAAGACUUGCUAUAUCUUUGUGUGAUUAAUGAUUUACAAUAAAAGAAGUACAAAUUAA